CUGAAAUUUCUAGCAUAUGCACACAACUAAACUCAAAUUCAAAUUGAACGUACAUAAAUUGUUGAAGUCAUCAGCGUAGAUAUAAAAUUAAUAAAGUAUAUUUUUUUGUUAACUCAAAUUCGUUUAAUACAAAAUUCACAACCAUGAGUUCGCAUGAGAUUAAGCUGGAGAAUGCCUACCAGAAGAUGAUAGAACAGAAUAUCAAAAGCCAGUUGGAGAAAAAUGGAACAAUGGCGGCUCUACGGAGCGAAAUGCACGUGAAGAUCCUCCAGAUGAUGCGUGGCCAGCAGAAACUGUCCAAAGUCCAACCUCUUACCGGUGGAGCAUCUGGUGGAUCCAAUCAAUCGGAGGAUCACAGCCUGGUCAAGCUUAUCAACCAGAUGGUUAUGGAGUUCCUUGAUUGGUUCGGCUACAAACACACCCUGGAAACACUUCGCAUGGAGACGGGUGAAAGCGUGGCCAAUCGCAGGGAGAUGGAGCAAAGUCUACUCAUCACACCCGAGUCAAAGGAUUUCCCACUCCUGGCACAACUAGUUAUGCGCGAUUGGAAGUUUGGUAUGCAAAAGGGAGCCUCCAAAAAGUUGGUCCAGCUGCCUGAUCCUAUGAAGGCCACUCCGCAAAGGAGUCGGAAAUUGGUGCAGGAACUAAAAGUUAUGAGAGCACAAAAAUCAGAAGUUAACCAAGACAGACUAGUUCAAAACAAUCGAAAACUGAUCACUAAUAAUACGUUUACAAAAGGACUCACACCCAAGAGCAUAAGUACUCCACCUCGUUCGAUCAAGAACGAGAAUACGAAGUCAUACGUGGAUAGUUCUGAAUCCGAUGUCCUGGAAUCGGAUUACAGCGAAGAAGAGUCGGAGGACAGUGAUGCAUACAAGGACAUACCCGAUAGACAGAUCUUUAUCGAUGAUUUGCCGCCAGAGGGAAAAUAUGCCCCCAACCAUGGAGAGGAAGGUCCUUUUAUGGGCAAACAAGAUCAGGCAGAUGAACGCGACAAUAUUCCGAGCUCAUCGAGGAAGCAACAUUUAUCAAGGAAGCCACAAACUGAAAGUUCCGACUCUGAUGAUAAGCCUUUGAAUAGUGGAAGGAAUAAAGUUUUCAGUCAGGACUAUUUGAAUUCUCCACGAGGAGUGCAACUACGGAGCAAAAAUACCUUAAAAUCGGAGGAUGAAUGUGAUACCCACAUAAGAAAAGUCAAUUUAGACAGCGAUUACAGCUCGGAUGAAGAUUGAUCCAUGCCAGAAGUUCCUUCUUUAAUUUAGAAAGUAAAUUUGUGUAUUUCAGCAAAUUUCUUGUCCUUUUAUUGAAACUUAAGUAAUAAAUAAUACGUUUUA
Molecule: messenger RNA, 1334 nt
Organism: Drosophila sechellia
Lineage: Eukaryota; Metazoa; Arthropoda; Insecta; Diptera; Drosophilidae
Exons: 1
Coding region: 144-1232 (362 amino acids)
Molecular function (GO): protein binding
Source: RefSeq, a predicted model, not a curated record